This is a messenger RNA of Ramularia collo-cygni, 1443 nucleotides long. RefSeq lists its product as uncharacterized. The record is from RefSeq and is a predicted model, not a curated record. The transcript has a single exon. NCBI's taxonomy places the organism in Eukaryota, Fungi, Ascomycota, Dothideomycetes, Mycosphaerellales, Mycosphaerellaceae. Bases 1 to 1443 code for a protein of 480 amino acids.
AUGUCUCGAGCAAGUUCAGGGUGCGCUGGCGUUGUCGAUCCUCCACGAUCGGAGUUCGGCUCGCGGAGACAGCUCCGUCGGGCGCAGUGUCGAAUCCAACGACGACGACCUCCUCCCAUCUUCACGACAUUCACGACAUUCGCAACAUUUACGCACCCCUCCUCUCCGGAUUCUGUAAUGUCCUCGCAGAAAUUAUCCUCAUCGCCGGCCAGCAUUCUUCCCCUCAUCGACGCUCGACUCCCUCCGUCUCCUCCCGCGUCGCCCAAACGCCCGUCCUCAUCGUCCUCGCGCUCGCCUGUCGACCGCAUUCUCCGUGUGCUCCAUCUUCUCCACGCCGGGAAAUCUCCUCGUAGGACCUCAUUCCGUCUGGCAGAAGUGCAGCUCGAGAGACUUCACGAGCGCAUUGAMGCGGACUCUCUGCUCGCGGCUUUUUACCACCACAAAGUCCGCUGGGCUUACCAAGACGGCGUCUACUUUCUGCGCAUGCCGAGUGUCGUGCAUGAAGUCUUCACCGCGAGAGUUGUGGACGGCAUCGCCCAUGCUAUUUCUGCGCUGGCGUUGAAGCUGGGAGGCACGGCGGGACACGCACUCCGGGGAAUCAAGAAGGGCGGGAGCCCGACGCUGAAAUUGUCAGGACCAGCAGCACCAAGCAGCAGCAGUCAGGAGAGUGAAGAGCAAGUCCUGGUCGAGACACAUCGCAGUCCGGAUGGCACCUUCUUCCAUGACUCUGCACCGCAAUGGCCGGGCGUGGUGGUCGAGGUUAGCUACUCCCAGCGCGACCACAAACUGGACCGGAUCGCCGAGAGUUAUGUGGUGGACAGCUUUGGAGGGAUUCGAUGUGUCAUUGGUCUGGAACUGCCAUAUGGACGGGACACAGGAGUGCGGACUUGUACCAUGGGCUUGGAUUGCACCGCGGCACUGAGUGUUUGGCGACUGAAGGUGGAAAAAGACGACGAUGGAGAGGAGACGCUGAGCUGUGCGUGCGAGACGGAGCAUGCGCCAUUUAUGGGGAAACAGGGAAAGCUACAAGAAGGGCAGUUGGAGCUGACAGUGGCAGAUCUGUUGCCGUCAGAGGUGCUGGACACACUGGAUACUGGGGUGCGGGGAGAGAAGAUCUUCAUACCCUUCGAAGAUCUUUGGACAUGGCUCCGCGAUGCCAAUCGUGCAGACGAAGCGCACAAGGCCAACAAACCCAAGCCCGUAGAGAAGGCCACGAUGAAGAGGAGGAAGCGAAAGCGRACACCCGAAGAGGAGGUGGAUGAGGAGAGGGAGGGCCAGUUUCAACGCUUGGAGGAUGCAGAGGUGGAAAGGGAGCUGCGACAAAACAGUGCUUGGAGGGGAGCGGGGAUUGGGAGCAGUACCAGGGAGCCGGAGAGAAGGAGUACGAGACUGAGCUUAAGAAGCAGUGGUCCGGAGAGUGCUGGUAAAGCUGAACCCAGCUGA